Molecule: messenger RNA, 2298 nt
Organism: Rubroshorea leprosula
Lineage: Eukaryota; Viridiplantae; Streptophyta; Magnoliopsida; Malvales; Dipterocarpaceae
Source: the annotation of a GenBank genome assembly
UAAUUUUACCUAGCUCAAUUUGUAGCGAAGCCCUGUUGAAAUCGCGAGAGCACUUCGUCAUCCAAGCUGACAGUUGCAGAGAUCAUGAUAUUUGCUAGCAUUUGCUCAAGUGUUAGACUUCGUUGCAGAAAACCAGUGAAGACUGAUAGCAGAGAUGUCGUCUGAAGAAACGCUAAGUGUUGGAGGGGAAGAAGGGGUGAGGGACGUGACUUCGAGCUCGAGUAGGGGAAGUGGGGGUAGGACCUCAGUUAGUGGGGGAAAUGGGGGUAGGACCCCGGUUAGUGGGGGAAAUGGAGGUCAAGAGGGUAGCCUUGUCCCAACCAACAUUUUAGAGGUUGGUGACAAUCGGGGAAGGUGUUAUGACGAGAGUGACGAGGUGGUGGGGGAGGUGGUGGGGUAUGAGUCGUGCUGGAGGUGCAAGGGGGAGUUGGGGCACUUAGUGGAGAACUAUAGUAUCCCACCCCAUGUGCUGGUAAGGCCAACAGGAGGUGAGGAGCGAGUGUGUUCGGCUCUAAAAGACCAUUGGAUGCCCUUGUACGUGCACUACCUGACAGCUGGGCUCCGAUUCCCAAUUCCGGAGUUGCUAGUAGCGCUGCUAAAGAAAUACGGGUUGGGGUUAACGCAGCUCGUCCCCAAUGGAGUUCGGUUGGUAGUGGGAUUUUUAGUGUACUGCCAACUUCGUGGGGUGCGAAUUCCAACUGUAGAUCUAUUUAAAUAUUUCUUUAUAAUCAAGGGGGGUAGUGGGAAGGAGAAGAGGUGGUUUUACUUUACAUCUUGGGUAGUUGGAGGGAGAAGUAGGAACCUGUUCACUACAGGUCUUUCCUCCAUUAAGGGGUGGAAGGAGAUGUUUAUCUUUGUGGAUGACACGGAGUGGGGGAGGGGGGAUAGGGAGGUAGAGGAGCUGAGUAGGUGGAAGGGGAAGAGAAGAAAUCCGAACCAAUACCGGCUGGGGGAGGUGGAGAAGGACGAGGUGAAGAGGUUGGAGAGGGGUGGGGGGGAGCUAGCGAACAUAAUGUACCUCACCAAUCCAGAGGUGGUGGAGUCGUCUGGAAUCUAUGGGAGGAGCUCGUUGAGCAGAGCUGGGGACAGACCAGUACGACUUCCGGAGAAGAGGUCAAGGGCAUCAGCCUCGGGUGCUCAAGAGGAGCGAGUUGGGGGUGGGGCGUCAAGGCUUGCAGUUGAGGUGGGGCCCAGCUCUGAGCCCAGGAGGGGUGUAAUUGAGGAGGUCGUCGCUCGAAAGAGGCCAAGGGUGGAGGAGGUGCAACCUCUGCAGAUUGAGGCCCCGGUCGAGUUCGUAUCUCGGCCAGCCCCAGUGCAGAUUGACCCGGUACUUCGGGAAACUGAGGUGGUGGUGCCUGGUAGGGGGAAGAGCUCCGUUCCUUACCCUAGGCAGGUGGCCAGCUUCUACGAUUCGGGGAGGACGGCUGCAAAGCGCUUCAUUAGCGCCCACUUCCCCGAGGUGGACCUGCAGAGGGCGAAGGAUGAGGUGGCUGCCAGUGGGGGGUCUGGGGUAGUUCGGCAGGCCUUGGAGGUCGCAAAUUUGGUGAAUGCAAUGGCGGUUGAUUCAUUCGACUGCCUUCAAGAGCGGAUUGCCUUGGUCAAAAAGAAUGAAGAACUCAACCGCCAGAAAGAGGAGGCGGAGAAGAACUUCGGUGAACUGACCUCGGAGCUGGAGAAGGUCAGGGAGGAGUUGGCCAAUUCCAGGAGGGCUGUCGAGCUGGAAGAGCAGAAGAGGAAGAAGUGCGAGGAGGCACUUGCAAGGAGGGAAGGUGAGCUGGCCGAAGUGAAAAAGGCAGCUGAGCUGGCGGUCCACAAUUCUGUGGAGGAGCACGUUUUAGACUUCGUCAAGUCUGCCACGUUCGUCGAGGUGGUGGACCUCUACCGCUUGCCAACGCUGGUAAUGGCCUUCUCUGAUUGCCAUAAGAAGGUGAAGGUGCAAAAUCCAGAGGUGGACGUGACAAGCAUCACUUUUGGACCUGAGGAGGCGGGGGUAGAGGAGAACGGGGAUAGCAAGACAGCGGAGUUCCGCCCUGAGGUUAAACUGACUUUGGAACGGGACGAGGCUGGGAAAACUAUCCUCCCACCGACGUUGGACUUCGAGUUCGUCGCCGUGGACGAGGAGGAGGCCAAGGUGGCACCGAGAACUGAGGUGGCAGACAACAUACGGAAUGAAGAAGUGGACCAACAGCUCCAGAUCAUUGAUUGAGCUUAGCCAGCUCACCCUUUGUAAUUUUUACAAUUUUUAGUAUAUGUAAAGAACAAUUUGUAUUUCAAUUGAAAUGAAUGAAUUGAAAUGUU